CCGAACCCUCCGAGUACGUGAGCCGGUUCUGAUGAGACACGUGUACUUUUACCAACACGUGACCCUAAGCUGACACGAGUUUUUCCAGGAGUGAUGAGCGAUGGAAGAGAAGAUGCUGAUGACCCCUGGUGCCUAUGUUUUGGCCAGUGUCAUCCUAUUUAUAAUUGGAUUUGUCGGAUUUUUCGCCAACCUUAUAGUCAUUGUUAUGAUGUGCCGUGAUCAAAGGCUCUGGACUCCUCUGAACUAUAUAUUGUUCAAUUUGAUCAUAUCCGAUUUCACGGUCUCAAUUCUCGGGAAUCCGUUUACCCUCUCCUCGGCGAUUGCGAUGCAAUGGAUAUUCGGCCAUGCCAUGUGCAUCGCUUAUGGAUUUUUCAUGGCGCUUUUAGGUAUUGGGUCAAUAAGUACGUUGACAGUACUCGCUCUGGAGCGGUACUUGAUGGUCAGCCGUCCACUGAACAGGUGCGCUUUGAGCAGCAGGGCUGCAAUUUCCCUCGUCGGCGGGAUCUGGAUUUAUGCAGGGUUUGUGACAGUUCCACCCCUCCUGGGUUGGGGUGAAUACGGCCCAGAAGCGGCCAAUCUCAGCUGUUCCGUCAAUUGGGAGACGAGGGGUCACAAUUCAACCUCCUACAUAAUUUACUUGUUCGUCUUGGGAUUUUUCAUUCCACUCUUCGUCAUUUGCUUUUCGUACAUAAACAUUAUUAGGACUAUGAAAAAGAGUUCUCUGGCCAUGGGAGGGGUGAGCAAGGCGGAAUCGAGGGUGGUUUUGAUGAUAGCAGUGAUGAUCCUAGCUUUCCUCAUCGCCUGGACUCCGUACGCCAUAUUCGCCCUCAUCGUCGCAUUCCUCGACCUGGAGGUCAGCCCUGCCCUGGCGACUGUUCCGGCCGUUUUCGCAAAGACGAGUAUUUGCUACAACCCUUUCAUCUACGUAGGACUCAACACACAGUUUAAACAGUCCUGGAAGAAACUUUUGUGUAUGAGGUCAACGGAGGAAUUCUCAAUGGAGAGGGCGACCACCGGAGUGAGCGCGCUAAGUCCCAGUAAGUACCGGCUUGGGGACGUCACCCAGACGAAGUACACUAGGGCUUCAGUCUCGGACAAGAACAACGGCGAAACCAACAUCUGAAAACUGUGUUAAUGUCAAUAAUUCAAUCUAGGAUAAUAAAAUGUUCUUUUUAGGAAAGAAUAUGUAUUUUAUGUAAACUUGUUGUAUUUGGCAAUAUAUGUGAUCGGAAAAAAAACUAAAUAACGUGGAAAUCGUCUUAUUUCAAAAAAUAAAAACACCCUAUUAAAAAAUUUACUCGUAACACAUCGUUUUCCUGUGUGUUCUUUAGCUGUAAAUUACUAUUUUAAAAAUUGUUGCUAAUAAAAAUA
Molecule: messenger RNA, 1371 nt
Organism: Cimex lectularius (bed bug)
Lineage: Eukaryota; Metazoa; Arthropoda; Insecta; Hemiptera; Cimicidae
Product: pinopsin-like
Exons: 7
Coding region: 101-1123 (340 amino acids)
Biological process (GO): G protein-coupled receptor signaling pathway; visual perception
Cellular component (GO): membrane; photoreceptor outer segment
Molecular function (GO): G protein-coupled receptor activity
Source: RefSeq, a predicted model, not a curated record